Penicillium waksmanii is the source of this 216-nucleotide messenger RNA. RefSeq lists its product as uncharacterized. The coding region runs from base 1 to 216 and encodes 71 amino acids. Lineage: Eukaryota; Fungi; Ascomycota; Eurotiomycetes; Eurotiales; Aspergillaceae. The transcript has a single exon. The record is from RefSeq and is a predicted model, not a curated record.
AUGCACAGCGCAGCAUUCAUGAACGAGAACGAGAAAGGGAGGGAAACACGAUUGUCAUGGAAAGUCAAUCCAGGCCAAGCAAAGCAAAGAAAAGCAAAGCCAUCUCAGCACCUGCGCACCCGCGUCCAGAGCCAGAAGUCAACGCUGCCCUGGUCACUGACUCGAUUCAGACCAAUGCCUCAACUCAACCCAGUUCGCACCACUCGUCAAGGCUGA